AUGAUAGCAAAGCUCUCGGCCGCGAUCGCAGGUCUCCAUACUGAGCCUCCACCCGAAGAUGUUCUCCCAUCUGAAAUUGCCCUGACUCAUGCCCGUGAGAAAUUGAUCCAACACUUACCAACCAAGGGUGUUGGACUAGAGGAUACGAUCAAGCACUUGAAAGAGGAUAUUGUCCCAGGGUUCAAUGCAUCCAGCCGUUCGUCCAAUUACUAUGGUUUCGUAACUGGAGGAACCACACCAGCGGCAAGUCUGGCAGACAACUUAGUAACUGCCUGGGACCAGAAUGUUGGAGUGCAUCUUCCGAAAGAGACUAUCGCAACGGAGGUGGAAGACAAAGCUCUCUCACUGCUCUGUGAGUUGCUAAACCUCGACCCUGCACAAUGGCCGUAUCGUACCUUUACGACUGGAGCAACGGCUAGUAAUAUCCUCGGCCUGGCGUGUGGUAGAGAGUAUAUUAUUGCAGAGGCAGCCGCUAUCCGAAGUUCCUCUGCCGCGAGUGUUGGGCAUCUGGGUAUUUAUGAAGCCUUGCACCGCGCUGGCCUUGACAAGAUCCAAGUCCUGACAACGGUACCCCAUUCGUCUCUGAGCAAAGCAGCUAGUCUUAUUGGAAUGGGUCGCGCUUCAGUUAAGACUAUUGCUCUCAAAGACUCCCCACUCAAAUUCGACAUCCCUCGCCUUGAGAACAUGCUCAAAGAAGCGGGAACUGCAUCUGUUGUUGCUAUCUCUGCUGCUGAGGUCAAUACGGGAUUAUUCGCUACAUCCGGACUGAACCAGAUGAAAGAGAUCCGGAGAAUUUGCGAUAUGUAUGGUGCCUGGAUACAUGUCGACGGCGCGUUCGGGAUCAUGGGACGCAUGCUAACUUCGCCUUCGUACCAAACCAUCAUCAAUGGCUGUGCGGGUCUCGACCUCGCCGACUCUAUAACUGGCGAUGGUCACAAACUCCUUAAUGUUCCCUACGACUGCGGAUUCUUCCUCUCGCGGCAUCGGGACAUCGCGUUCCAUGUCUUCCAGAACCCGAAUGCUGCGUACCUUAGCUCUGGCCUUAGCACUGACACUAUCAUGUCACCCUUGAACAUCGGCAUUGAAAACUCCCGUCGACUGCGUGCCUUACCUGUCUACGCUAGUUUGAUGGCGUAUGGAAAGGACGGGUAUAGGGAGAUGUUGGAACGACAGGUUCAGCUUGCGAGGGCCAUUGCUGAGUUUAUUAUUGAGAGCGACGAUUUUGAGCUCUUACCUAUCUUUGCUGGAGAAAAGGACGAAGUCUUGGGUAAUGUUUAUAUGAUUGUGUUGUUUAGAGCAAAUGAUGAGGGUUUGAAUAAGGAGCUAGUUGACAGAAUUAAGACGACGAGAAAGAUCUACGUGUCGGGUACUGCAUGGGAAGGGAAACCAGCUUGUCGGUUUGCAGUUUCGAACUGGAUGGCAAAUGUGGAGAAAGAUCUGCCUGUUAUUAAAGAAGCGUUGCGGGGAGUCGUGGACAAAUACAAAGCACAGAAAUAG
Molecule: messenger RNA, 1497 nt
Organism: Lindgomyces ingoldianus
Lineage: Eukaryota; Fungi; Ascomycota; Dothideomycetes; Pleosporales; Lindgomycetaceae
Product: pyridoxal-dependent decarboxylase
Exons: 1
Coding region: 1-1497 (498 amino acids)
Biological process (GO): carboxylic acid metabolic process
Molecular function (GO): pyridoxal phosphate binding; carbon-carbon lyase activity
Source: RefSeq, a predicted model, not a curated record